This is a messenger RNA of Panicum hallii, 2028 nucleotides long. RefSeq names its product protein NRT1/ PTR FAMILY 2.7-like. The record is from RefSeq and is a predicted model, not a curated record. The transcript is spliced from 4 exons. Gene Ontology annotation, cellular component: plasma membrane. Bases 110 to 1846 code for a protein of 578 amino acids. Gene Ontology annotation, biological process: transmembrane transport. Lineage: Eukaryota; Viridiplantae; Streptophyta; Magnoliopsida; Poales; Poaceae. Gene Ontology annotation, molecular function: transmembrane transporter activity.
CGUUUACUACUCGUCAGCAUCUACUCCCUAGUGUCACACGGACUAUCCACCUGUGCUUUUAAGUAAGUGAUACAUCAGUGUGGAAUUUAAGAACCAGGCAUCCAGCAGCAUGGAAGAGAACGGAUCGCAAGAACCACUGCCUCGGCGUAGCCACGGCGUCGAUCACGAGUCCCUGCAGCAGCCGCAGAGCGAUCCGAAGAGGAAGGGUGGAUGGAUCACCUUCCCUUUCCUCGGAGUCGCCAUGAUGGGGCUUGGUGUGGCCACGAGCGGCGCCUUGAGCAACCUGGUCGUCUACCUGAUCAAGAAGUACAACGUGCCGAGCGUCGACGCGGCCCAGAUCUCCAACAUCAUCGCCGGCUGCAUCAGCUUGGCCCCGGUGGCCGGAGCCAUCGUCGCCGACGCCUUCUUUGGCUGCUACCCUGUCGUCGCGGUCUCCAUGGCCUUCUCCGUCCUGUCCUUGGUUGUGUUCACCCUGACGGCAAGCCUGCACGGCCUCCAUCCGGUGCCGUGCCAGCCGGCAGCCGCCGGCCCUUGCGAGCCGGCAUCGGCCGGGCAGAUGGCCGUGCUGUACGCCGGCGUGUUCCUGAUGUGCGUGAGCGCCGCUGGCUCCCGGUUCAACCAGGCGACCAUGGGGGCGGACCAGUUCGACUCCGCAGGCGACCGCGACGUGCUCUUCAACUGGUUCUUCAUCUUCUUCUACACCUCCUCCGUGCUGGGCUCCACGGUCAUCGUCUACGUUCAGGACACGGUGUCGUGGACGCUGGGGUUCGGCGUCUCCGCCGCCGCCAGCGUGAUGGGCCUCGCGGCGCUGCUUCUCGGGUCGCGGUACUACCGCCGGCCAGCCGUGCGGGGCAGCCCGUUCACGGGGCUCGCGAGGGUGGCCGUCGCCGCCGCCAGGAAGAGGAAGGUCGUUGUCAACGUGGCAACGUCAGGGGAGCUGAAGUUCUACCACGGACGACGACGGAGCGGUGACGGCGACGACAAAGCUGCUGGCAAUAGUGGGACUGACCCUAUUGCUCCAAGUGACAGCUUCAGCUUCCUAAACCGCGCCGCACUGAUCACCGAUGGCGACACCAUCGGCGCGGACGGAUCAGUGGCCCGGCCGUGGCGCGUCUGCACCGUCCAGCAGGUGGAGGACUUCAAGACGGUGCUGCGCAUCCUGCCGCUCUGGACCGCGACCAUCUUCCUCAGCAUUGCCCUCGGCGUGCAGAUCAACUUCACCAUCCUUCAAGCGCUCGUCAUGGACCGCACCGUCGCCCGCUUAACCAUCCCGGCGGGAUCCAUGAUUGUCGGGUGCUUCAUCGCCGUGGUCGUCUUCCUCGGCCUAUUCGACCGCAUCCUCCUCCCACUCUGGCGGCGUGUCACCAGGCACGAUCCAACACCGCUGCAGCGCAUCGGCGCCGGCCACGUGAUCACAAUCGUCAGCAUGGCCGCAUCCGCCGUCAACGAGCGCCGGCGCCUGGCCACCGUGCACGCGCACGGCGAGGAGGGCGACCCGACGUGGGUGUCGCCGUUGUCGGCCAUGUGGCUGCUCUUGCCGUUUGCUCUGUCCGGAGCAGGUGAGGCCCUUCACUUCCCCGGCCAGGUGACGCUGUACUACCAGGAGUUUCCCCCGUCGCUGAAGAACACCGCGACGGGCAUGGUCGCCAUGAUCGUCGCGCUCGGGUUCUACCUGAGCACGGCCCUCAUUGGCAUCGUCCGGCAAGCCACGGCGUGGCUGCCGGACAACAUGAACGCGUCCAAGCUGGAGAACCUCUACUGGCUGCUGGCCGUGCUGCUGGCCGUCAACUUCGGAUACUACAUGUUGUGUGCCAGAUUGUACAAGUACCAGAACGUCGGCAAGUAGCUGGAGAUGUCAAGAUCAAGGCCGGCCAUGAGGCAUCACUCCUAGCAUUAUUGUGGCUAGUAACUUGUUGAUCUAUGCAGUGUGCUAAAGAAGUGAACAAGUCCAGCUGUGAAAUAAGAUAUUACCAUUAAAAAACAGAAGAGCUUUACAAUAACAGUGCGGACUUGCAGAGAAUUAACAAA